Molecule: messenger RNA, 9646 nt
Organism: Glossina fuscipes
Lineage: Eukaryota; Metazoa; Arthropoda; Insecta; Diptera; Glossinidae
Gene: faf
Product: probable ubiquitin carboxyl-terminal hydrolase FAF
Exons: 18
Coding region: 964-9483 (2839 amino acids)
Biological process (GO): protein deubiquitination; cell migration
Cellular component (GO): cytosol; nucleus
Molecular function (GO): cysteine-type endopeptidase activity; cysteine-type deubiquitinase activity
Source: RefSeq, a predicted model, not a curated record
AAGUUUAGAAGAAAAUAGUACAAAAGUUGAAAAUUUUUUACAAAAGUUCAUUAAAUUGAAACAAACAAUGGAUAGUUUAUUGAUUUUUCGUAUAAUUUCUUAGUGGUUUCACUAUUUCUUAUGUUUUUGUGGCUCUCUUUCUCAUUUAUAUUCAUAUAUAUAUAAAUACAUAUAUAUACAUAUAUAUGUAUGUUUAUAAGCGGUCAUAGGUGUCUGUGCGUGUCAUGUUUAUAUGUUGUGUGUGUUACUACAGUAUGCGGCUGAUUUGUUUUCUACCUUUCACCGUGUGUUAGAGUGUGUGUGUGUGUAUGUGUUUUUAUCCCUUUUUUCACUGACAUUUUUUAUUGCGAAAUACUAUUUUCUAGGUGCUGCUCUUCACAUAAUACUCUUCAGUUAUGAUUUGUGCAUGCAUACGUACAUAUACGUAAAUUUAAACAUAUAUAUGUUCAUACAUAUUUAGUACAUGAACGUAUGCGUGUACAUAUGUUUUUUGUUUCGUUUAAAAAAAAAAAUUUUUUUUUAUUCUCUUUGUUGUUGCAGUUUACGGAUUUUUGCACUUGCCAGUUGAAUAUGUAAGAACGUCUGUUAGGGAACUUUUUUGUUCCUUUUAACAAAAAAAAAAAAAAAAAAAAAAUACAAAAAAAGGAGAAAGCAAACAAACACAGCAGAUAACAAUAAUAACUUUUGCAUAGAGCGAAACUUAAAAUAGAAGAGAAUUCCAAAAUACACAUACACACACUCGAAGUUGUUAACCUAUAAGACUUUUUUAACACAUCCGGAUUAAAGAAAAAAAAAAAAGAAGAGAAGAAAAAAAUUUUUUUUUUUUUUGUAUUAAAUUUGGAUUUCGUUUUUGAAUCUAUUUAUUCCGUUUAAUAAUAUUCGGAACAUUCGAUAUAUUAAACUGUAGUUAAGUAAGAGAAUUUAAAGUGUAAAGUGCCAGCUGCCAGAACACGCUUUACCACAAUGACGUUUGAUACGCGUCGUGGCCAGACACCUGGUGGUGGCAGCGGCAGUGGCGGCGGCGGCGGUGGAGGUGGCGGUGGCAGUGGUACCGAUAAUUCAACCUCAACAAGCACUACAUCGUCGUCAUCUACUAUAGUGGGUGGCAGUAGUAGUAAUAUUGGUGGUAGUGGCAAUGGUGAGGGUUCAACAUUAAUCAACACUACGCAAAAUCUUACAGAAAGUUCAAUUUCAACGACUGUUAAUCCCCUAGGGGAGACACCUGGCGUCUCAAUGUCGGACACAGUUUCGCCAGAGAAGUUGAUUUCAUCAUUUCCCACAUUAAAAUUACGUUCACUAACGCAAAAGAUAUCAAAUCCACGAUGGGUGGUACCAGUCCUGCCCGAACAGGAGUUAGAAGUGUUGUUAAAUGCUGCCAUUGGUUUAACAACAGUUGGUGUUGAUCAUGAGUGUGAGCCUUGUGUAGAAUUUUAUCGUAAUGCUUUGACAACCUCAUUUACGAAAAUUCUUACCGAUGAGGCGGUUAACUCUUGGAAAUAUAAUAUACAUCAUUGCAUUUUGAUCUCUUGUGGCAAACUGUUGCAUUUGAUUGCCAUUCAUAUGACGCGUGAUAAUCCAUAUUUGCUCGAUUUAUUAGCAAUCGUUUUCGAUCCAGAUAAUAAAUUUAAUACGUAUAAUGCAGCUCGUCAGCCGGAAUGUUUUACAUCGCCUGAGCAUUUGUGGGGUGUAUUGGAUGGUAAUAAAAUGUUUGCUAAACCACCGCCAGAGCCUAAAAAUCCACGUGGUUGGUUAGUCGACUUAAUUAAUCGUUUUGGACAGUUGGGCGGUUUCGACAAUUUACAAGAGCGUUUUAAUCGCGGCUUACUAAUACUGCGCAAACAACAGGAACAAGCGUCAAGCAGCAGCAGUAGCAAUAAAUCAGCGAGCACAUCUCGUACCAGUUUGGCUUCAGAUCACGAACAAGAUAAUAAACUAUCAUUGGCCUUGAUUUAUAGCUUAUUAAGGCCGUUCGGCCAAUGCUAUGAAUUGCUUUUACCCUCAACGAUUUCAAAAUAUUUUAUGCCCAUUUGGAAUGUUGUCUUAGAUUUAUUGGAUAGUUUCUCGGAUGAAGAAUUGAAACGUGAAGCCAAACCGGAGGGUCGCAAUGAUUACAUCAAUGGCAUUGUGAAAUCUGCGAGAUAUUUAGCUAGUCGCUUGCCUGGACAGGAAGAGCUUAUACGUAAUUUGGAAAUGUUCCGUUUAAAGAUGAUUUUACGUCUACUGCAAGUGUCUAGCUUUAAUGGCAAAAUGAAUGCUCUUAAUGAAAUUAAUAAGGUCCUGACCUCCGUUUCUUAUUAUUCGCAUAGAACACAGCAACUGCCUCAUUGUAUACCCGAUGACGACAUGGAUUGGUUGACUCCGGAAAGAAUGGCUGAUUGGAUAAAGGAAUCUGAUGUAUUGGGAAUUGUAUUACGGGAUUCUUUGCAUCAACCUCAAUAUGUAGAAAAACUGGAAAAAAUUAUACGCUUUCUUAUUAAGGAACAUGCCUUGUCCCUAGAAGAUUUAGAUGCCGUGUGGCGAGCUCAAGCUGGUAAACAUGAAGCGAUCGUUAAGAAUGUGCAUGAUUUGUUGGCCAAAUUGGCUUGGGAUUUUACACCAGAACAAUUGGACCAUUUGUUUGAAUCAUUUCAGGCUAGCAUGACAACUGCCAAUAAAAGGCAACGCGAACGUCUUCUUGAAUUAAUAAGACGUUUGGCUGAGGACGAUAAAAAUGGCGUGAUGGCUCAAAAAGUACUCAAAUUAUUUUGGACUUUGGCUCAUAGCCAAGAGAUACCACCAGAAGUUCUUGAUCAGGCUUUAGCGGCACAUGUAAAAAUUCUCGAUUAUAGUUGCUCGCAAGAGCGUGAUGCCCAAAAGAUAGUGUGGUUGGAUAAGUGUGUAAGUGAAUUGAAAACAAAUGACACCUGGGUGCUACCAGCUUUACGUUUAAUACGAGAAAUUUGCUGUCUCUAUGAGGCCUCGACCAGUCAUGCGCCCCGAUCUCAGCAAACUCUAAAUCGUCAGGCUGUUAUUGAGCGUUUGCAAAACGAUUAUUCCUUAGUGAUUUUAGUUACGAACAGUUUGACAGCGUAUAUGGAUAAAAUUCGAUCACUUAUAGCCGAGAUGCCUAACGUGGAUCCCUCUACUUUGUGCAUAGAUGUCCGUUAUCCACAUACAAUGCAAAUACAAGAACGUUUAGAUUUUUUGAAAUUUCUCUUAAAAGAUGGCCAGUUGUGGUUGUGUGCCGAUCAGGCUAAACAAAUUUGGCAUUGCUUAGCGGUUAGCGCAGUUUUCCCUUCGGAUCGUGAAGAAUGUUUCCGUUGGUUUGGGAAACUGAUGGGUGAAGAACCUGAUCUCGAUCCCGGCAUUAAUAAGGAUUUCUUCGAAAAUAAUAUACUGCAACUAGAUCCGCAUUUGUUGACUGAGAGCGGUAUUAAAUGUUUCGAACGUUUCUUUAAAGCAGUCAAUUCCAAAGAAGAUAAAUUGAAGGCUAUACAUCGGGGCUACAUACUCGAUAAUGAGGAUUUAAUUGGUAAAGACUAUUUAUGGCGCGUCAUCACUACCGGGGGCGAAGAGAUUGCUAACAAAGCUAUUGAUUUACUUAAAGAAGUGUCCACGGCGUUAGGCCCACGUUUGCAGGAAAAUAUAUGUGAUUUUCAUGAAAUGUUUAUCGGCGAAUGUUGUGAACGUUUACGUACGCAUUAUAGUAACAUUAUGAUAUUGGGUAAAGCUUUGGAUAGCACGAAUGCUGUACCAUCGAUGGGAGAUGACGGCAAUCAGGUGGAUCAAAAUGAUACUAAAGAUACAAAGAUGCGAUUUAAAGAGGCUGAGAAAAUGUGCCGUAUCAUAAAGGUGCUACAAGAGUACAUUAAAGAGUGUGAUCGUUCCUUUAACGGCGACCGUUACCUGUUGCCAUUGAUGCGUGCCACGCGUGGCAAACACACUAGUCUUUAUAUACGCUUUCAGAAUCCAGGUAGGCCCAUCGAUGAUAUAGAGAUUACAACACACAAUAACGAAAUGGUGGCUUCGUUUAAACGUAAUUUACUCAAACGUAUUAAGGGCACGUAUAGCGCCAAUAUUAAAGUGGAGCUUUAUUACAAUAACGGAGAACUCAUAGAUAUUACUGAUGAAAUUAAUCCUCUAGCCCAGUAUACAAUACGUGAUAAAAUGAUAUUAACCGCUAAGUUAACUCCGAUGGGUACAGGACUGGCUAGCAGUCCUGAUUCUUCAAGCGAUUCCAGCACAGGAUCUCCACCCCGUCCUUGCCCUGACAUGCAACGUGUAGAAUCGGAAAGUACAUUGCCUGGAGUCAUUAUUUCUCAGAACUAUCAAUACGUUGAGUUCUUCCUCAAACUCUAUCAAUUAGGCAGCGAUUUGGAACAUGAUCGUUUACGUGAGGGUGCGAGAAUGUUAUUACAUUUAUUGCCUUGUGAUCGCCAAACUGUGAAAAUGUUACAAUUGAUGUGCGGUCUACCCAUCUUGGUGUCACAGUCCUCCGCCGUCACUGCUAAUAUCAGCAAUUUAGUCAAAGCAGAUGAUCCAAAUGUUACUGGUGGUGGCGGCGGCGGUAAUGGUAGCGUUAGUGGAAAUAUUUCAAUUCAGCAACAGCAACAACAACAGCAGAGUUCAUCGAUUAAUGAUCAGAUUAAUCCCCAGGACUGUACACCUGAAAUGAUGUUUUUACAUCCCACGCCGGCUCAGGUUCACUAUAAUUUGUGCGUUUUAAAUGGAUUAUUAAUGCCAGCCUUAGAUCCUUAUGGGGAAUCUGCUACGCAAAUACAGUCUUGUUGGCUUCAUUCGGGUUGUGCCCAUUUCGUUCUUGAGCUAUUAACCAAAAAUAAUUUCCUACCCAAUGCCGAUAUGUAUACAAAACGUGCUGCAUUUCAAUGCGUAUUGCGUUUGGUUAAGUUAUUUCUAUAUAUUGUGGGAUGCGUGCUGUCGCGUGUUGGCGAUGAAUCCAUGUUCAGCGGUUUCGAAUUGGGUUCCCGCUCUCAAGUGGAAAUACUCAAACAAAUUCUAACUUCCAUCCCUAACCCCUCCGAAACUACGUUACGUGCCAUUUCACAGAAGCUAGCCGAAAAUUUGUCCCACGAAAUGUUAUCGGCUAGUCCAGAAGGUGAAAGCUGUCGCGUACUGUUUGCCUCGACAUUGCAAUGGGCCUCUCCCGAUGUAUCCACCAUUAAAGCUGUAGUUCAAUUGGCGUGGGCAUCGUCUUGUGGUAACUUGCAAAUGUUAGGCACCAAACAUGACUUUGCCGAUGAUACUUCAAUGCCAGAUACUCAGGAUUUUAUGGUAUGUAAAGAGGCCCUUGAAGUGCUAACUAUUUCGCUGGUGCUUAAUCCGAGCGCCAAUGAGGCUCUGAAUAACGAUCCUUUGUGGUCCAAAUUUAUAACAUGUUUAAUAUUAAAGAAUCAAUAUCGACAUGUUCGGCAAGUGGCGGCCGAACAAUUAUUUUUAACAUGCACUUAUUGUGCGGGGGAUCGACGACCAUUCGCUUAUAUGGUUAAUUUAUUAGUCAGUUUAUUAAAAACCUUAGUGCCGCUGCAUGAAGCCACCUGUGCUGAUUUCUUUCAAUUGUUAUGUCGUACUUUGUCCUAUGGCUGUCUCGUCAAUUGGCCUCUGAACAUCGGUGAAGGUCUGUUAACGGAAGAAAUUAAAUGGCUGCAAAAAAUACGAGAACAUGUCGUUAACACCGGGGAUGUGCAAGUGCACGAAGAUCUCUUGGAAGGUCACCUUUGUUUGGCUAAGGAAUUGAUGUAUUUCUUACCUCCUGAAACUAAGGCGCAGUUAUGCGAUUUAAUACACGAACUCAUUGAUGAUUUUAUAUUCACCGCCUCGCGGGAGUAUUUGCAUUUACGUAAAAAUGGUAAAUUGAGGCGUGAAACUGCUCCACCGCCCGUUUGUCGUAGCCCACAUACAAUAGCAGCUGCCUGUGACUUGUUGAUGGCUUUAUGUCAAAACUGUGUACCUAACAUGAAGCUCUUAACAAACACUAUUAUUGAUUUCGUAUGUAAUGAUACGGAUCCGGUGAGAGAUUGGGAUUAUUUGCCGCCCGUAGGAGCCCGCCCCACUAAAGGUUUUUGCGGCCUCAAAAACGCAGGGGCCACGUGCUACAUGAAUUCGGUUUUGCAACAGUUGUAUAUGGUGCCCUCGAUACGAGUUGGUAUACUUAGGGCUGAGGGAGCAGCCGUCAAUGAUAACGAGGACUUUACUGGCGAACCCGAAUCUAAUACGCUGGGGGGUUCGACGCUGUUCUCCAAUUCUGGCGACGACGGAAACGAUAAUGAUAUUCGCAAAAACUAUCAUGUGACGAUAUUAAAACAUGUUCAGGCCAUAUUCGCCCAUUUGGGCCAUAGUGCUUUGCAAUUUUAUGUGCCGCGUGGCCUCUGGACACAUUUCAAAUUGCAAGGAGAACCAGUUAACUUGCGUGAACAACAAGAUGCUGUUGAAUUUUUCAUGUCGUUGUUUGAAAGUCUCGAUGAAGGUCUGAAAGCGCUAGGUCACACGCAAUUAAUGAAUGCGACUUUGGGAGGUUCAUUUAGUGAUCAGAAAAUUUGUCAAGAAUGUCCUCAUCGUUAUUCGAAAGAGGAGCCAUUCAGUGUGUUUAGUGUUGAUAUACGAAAUCAUAGCUCAUUAACCGAAUCUCUAGAACAGUAUGUAAAAGGUGAAUUGCUCGAGGGCGCUGAUGCAUACCAUUGUGAUAAAUGUGAUAAAAAAGUAGUUACAAUUAAGCGGUUGUGUGUUAAAAAAUUACCGCCUGUAUUAGCCAUACAAUUAAAACGCUUUGAAUACGAUUAUGAACGUGUUUGUGCGAUUAAGUUUAAUGAUUAUUUUGAAUUUCCUCGUGUUUUAGAUAUGGAACCCUACACAGUAUCCGGUUUAGCCAAAUUAGAAGGCGAAGUAAUUGAAAUAGGUGACAAUUGCCAAAUAAGCGAUGAGACAACUAAAUAUGAAUUAACGGGUAUUGUAGUGCAUAGCGGGCAAGCUUCAGGAGGCCAUUAUUUCAGUUACAUUCUCUCUAAAAAUCCUUCUACCGGCAGGGAACAAUGGUAUAAAUUCGAUGAUGGCGAGGUCACGGAAUGCAAAAUGAAUGAGGACGAAGAGAUGAAAGCUCAGUGUUUCGGUGGAGAUUAUAUGGGUGAAAUUUAUGAUAGUAAUUUGAAGCGAAUGCAGUAUAGACGCCAAAAACGCUGGUGGAAUGCAUAUAUGUUAUUUUAUACUCGUUGUGAUCAAAAACCAAUACAAUUUGAACCAAGUGUUGAACAAUUGUCAUUGGCCGAGAGUCGUAAUAUUGUAUUGCCAUUACCAAAGCCCAUUGAGAGAAGUGUUAGACAUCAAAAUAUACGCUUCCUUCACUCUAAAAGCAUAUUUUCGGUAGAAUUUUUCAAUUUCAUCAAAAAAUUAGUUAGCUGCAGUAUUCCUUCUCCACGUGUCGACAAAAUGACUCCCAUUGCGGAAGAACUAUCGCUAUUGGGAGUGCAGUUGGCUUCGCAGUUUCUUUUUCAUACCGGCUUUCGUACUAAAAAGUCUCUACGCGGACCAGUAAUUGAAUGGUAUGAUACACUUUCACAUCAUAUAAGAUUUUCAUCGACUAUACGCAAAUGGUUUGCCAGUAAUGCUUUAUUGAGUCCCCCUACACGUUUGGGUGAAUAUAUUUUAAUGGCUCCAUCACCGGAAGUUCGUACUGUUUUUGUUAAACUAGUUGUAUUCUUUUGUCAUUUUGCUAUAAAUGAUGAACCGUUGCCUGGUUACGAUGGUAGCAAUCUGUGCGAGCAGAUUUUAAUAAGUGUGCUUAAGCUGCUGAAAUGUGAAGCGGCCGAUCAUGGCAAACAUCUGCCACACUAUUUUAGUUUAUUUAGUAUGUAUGUAGGCUUGGGCAUACAUGAGAGGAAACAGCUUUUAAAGUUAAAUGUUCCCGUUAUAUUUAUGCAAGUAGCUUUGGAUGAAGGACCUGGUCCAUCGAUCAAAUACCAAUAUCCCGAAUUAAGUAAACUGCAUCAGGUUGUUUCGCAUUUAAUACGCUGUAGCGAUGUAUCAGAUAGAUGUCAGAGUUCAAGUCAAAAUAUACGUCCCCUUGCUAACCCGUACAAAGAUGCCAACAUCAGCUACGAAGACUUGAUACCUAUUUCGCCAGAAUGUGCUGAGAUUUUAUUCAUUCGAACUGGUUACAUUAAAAAAUUAAUUGAGGAUACGAAUGUUGGCGAAGAAGGUUUAAAGCUAUUACAGUAUUGCAGCUGGGAAAACCCAUUAUUUUCACGUGCCGUUCUUACGGAACUAUUAUGGCAAUGUGGUUUUGCGUACUGUCACGAUAUGCGUCACCAUACCGAUCUACUGCUAAACAUAUUGCUUAUUGAGGAUUCAUGGCAAAAUCAUCGCAUACAUAAUGCUUUAAUUGGUGUGGCAGAGGAACGUGAGGGCUUACUUGAGACAAUACAUAGAGCAAAAACUCACUAUCAGAAACGAGCGUACCAAAUUAUUAAAUGUUUAACACAACUUUUCCAUAAAUCACCGGUAGCUUUGCAAAUGUUAAAUUCUAAUGCAAACAUUGGCAGACAAUGGGUUAUAGCCGUCGAAUGGUUGCAAGAUGAAUUGGAUCGUCAGCGUGGUAUUGGUUGUCAAUAUAAUGCGUAUUCAUGGUCACCACCGGCUCAAAGUAAUGACAAUACUAACGGUUAUAUGUUAGAAAGGUCACAUUCGGCUAAAAAUACUUGGUCGUUGGCUUGCGAAUUAUGCCCUGAAGAGGAGCAAGAGGAAACUAAUGAAUCUGAUUUAGAGCCUAAUGAUGAAAGCCAAAGGCAACAACAACAACAACAACAACAACAACAACAGCAAUUGCAACAGACACAGAAUUCACAACAGCAGCAAUCAACCAAAUCGCCGGAUGAUAUGCAAAAAGAUCAACAUGUCAAUCAUAUAAUCGAUUUAAUGCCUACCGAAGGUGGUGAGUCGCAGGCGGGCGAAGAUUUAAUAUUUUCAAAUGUUACAAGUCACAAGAUUGCGCCAUCUGGAAGUUCAGGAGAUUGGAAGACGAACACGUUCCCCGGCUUAGGUGAAAAUGUAGAUAGCGACGAAACCAUUGCUCCAACGAAAGGAUCCACGAGUUCAGAGCCUCCCACAGAAACAAAUAUUAAUGGUUUAACUAGCAGCUUAAAACAAAUAUCGCUAUCACCAAAAACGUCCGUCAGCGGCGUCACUUGUGAAACGUCAGCAGCAACGGUUAAUAAAAAGGAUAACGUUGAUAUAAAUAUAAUACAUUUGUUAAAUUAUACAGCAGCAGCAACAACAACAACAGCAACAACAACGAUGACUGCAAUUACAACAACAAUAAAUGCCGUAAUUGAUACAUCUGUAAAUAUAACGACGACGACAGCAACAACAGUAGCAACAACAAUCGGUAAUAAUAGCGAACAACAACAGCAACAACAAGUGUUAAUAUUGAGUACUGACACACCGCAACAACAACAACAACAACAACAGCAACAUACCACAGAAUCAACAACGUAGAUGAAGUUUAAAAAUAUUCAAAACUUAAUUUAGUAUAAUAAAAAAUAUAUAUAUAUAUAACAAAGGAAACACGAAAGAAAAGAGAGACGAUCUAAAAAAAAAAAACAAAAAAUAAACAAACAAAAAUAAAAAAUAAAUACAAAAUAGAAACAAAACUCAUCUA